Sugiyamaella lignohabitans is the source of this 996-nucleotide messenger RNA. RefSeq lists its product as uncharacterized. Gene Ontology annotation, cellular component: cytoplasm. The record is from RefSeq and is a predicted model, not a curated record. The transcript has a single exon. Gene Ontology annotation, biological process: post-chaperonin tubulin folding pathway; tubulin complex assembly. The coding region runs from base 1 to 996 and encodes 331 amino acids. NCBI's taxonomy places the organism in Eukaryota, Fungi, Ascomycota, Dipodascomycetes, Dipodascales, Trichomonascaceae.
AUGGAAAGUACUAACAGUUUAGUAAUCGAUACUCGUAUCAGUUCAGGAAAUGAAGACAAUUCAGCGAUUCUCGAGGAUAUUUCGAAACUAACGGCAGAAUGCCGAAACGUCAGACACCAUCUACCACAGCAUGACCAGAAGCUGUAUUCAGACGAGCUACAACGAUUGACUGAUUUGGCUGAAAAGAACUCUAAAGAAAGCAAGCCUCGGUUCUCGUUUCGACGUAACAAGGAAACAUCAAAACCAGCUAGCGACACAAUUCCUAUCUCUGAAACCCAAACUACAGCCAAUCAGCACUCAGAUACCAUUGAUCCAGCACCUGUACCAGCCACUGAUGUCGGGGGAUUUGCUUCAACAGCCGGUGGUGCUGGUCCUGCUACCGGUACAGGUCCUGGUGCUGUUUCUAGUAGUGGAUCUAGUAAUGUGACGGUACUGGAUUCAAAUAACGGACCCGAGAUCGUGACCCAUUACGACCAGUUCAUCACCAUGUCAUCAGACAACGGACCUAUUCUACAGCUCUCCAACGUCCGCAACUCCAUCAUCAUUCUCAAACGGACGUUCAAUUCAGCCAAUCUCAACAACAUCACCAGCAGUAUCAUAUUCCUACCGUCAGUUCACGGACCCAUUCACGCCUCUAACGUCACGAACUCGCUCGUCAUCGCCAACUGCCACCAGUUCCGCAUCCACCAAUCAUCCGACCUACGAAUCUACCUCAGCUGUGCCUCCAAACGGCCCAUCAUCGAGCACUGUCUCCGCCUGGGCUUUGGCCAGUACCCGUCUGACCUCGUCUCUGCGACCGACAGCCCCGUAACCGCCUGGACAGGCGUCGACGACUUCAACUGGAUCCGCAAGACCCCCAGCGUCAACUGGUACGAAAUCAGCGACACUCCCGACAACUUCCAGCCGCUCCUCGUCUUCUCGUCGCAACCACCGGGCCCACUCCACGACCAGGCCAAAGACUACCUCACUAACCAAAUCGCCAAACUCGCUCAUUAG